UAACAGCCAGUUCGAGCUUCACCGCGCGCUCUGCAAUCUCUCGCUCAUCGGUUUAUUCCCGAUUGAGGGAUGUGUGUCGGUGAUCGAGGUUUCGGAUUCUUGAAUUGUUCGCUCUAUUGUUUAUAGAAUCCCGGCUUGCGUACAUCAUUCGAGCGAGACCUCAAUCCUCUCUGUAUUGCUUGGAAGUAGAGGUGUUCGUGUGUGUCUGGGUUUUGAGAGUCUGCCGUCAAUUGGAAGAAGAAGAGAUCGGAGAGGAGGGGAAGGUGUGCGAGAGCAGAGAAUGAAACAAUCGGGAAUGUAAGGAGAAGCGUAGACCGAAGGUGAAGCGGAACUUGCGCGGGAGGAGAGGUGGUCGUAAGCAGGGCGAGAUGAGUAUCGUGCCUAAGGACACUAUCCACGUCAUUGCCCAGAGCAUCGGCAUCGCGAAUUUGCAUGACGAUGUCGCCAAGGAACUCGCUCCUGAUGUCGAGUACCGGAUGCGCGAAAUUAUGCAGGAGGCAGUAAAAUGCAUGCGGCAUUCUAAGAGGUCCAUACUCACUACCGACGAUGUCAACAGUGCCCUGAGUCUUCGCAACGUUGAGCCGUUGUAUGGGUUUGCCUCCGGGGACCCUUUGAGGUUCCGUAGAGCCCUCGGCCAUUCUGAUUUGUUUUAUGUCGAAGAUCGGGAUCUCGAAUUUAAAGAGGUUGUCGAAGCUCCCUUGCCCAAAGCUCCGUUAGAUGCCUCUGUUGUUGCUCAUUGGCUUGCGGUCGAGGGAGUCCAGCCAGCUAUACCAGAGAAUGCACCUAUUGAAGUUCUAGCACCGCCCACUGAGACCAAAAAAGAAGGUCCUCGGAAGGAUGAUGAAAGCGCAAUUGACGUGAAACCACCCGUCAAGCAUGUCCUUUCUAAAGAACUUCAGCUUUAUUUUGAAAAGAUGACCGAGCUAGUGGUAACUGGGGCUGAUACACAACUUCUACGGGAUGCUCUUGUCAGUUUGGCCACUGACUCGGGCCUUCAUCCUCUUGUUCCCUAUUUUACCCAAUUUGUAGCUGAUGAGGUUACACGGAGUCUUGAUGAUUUCCCAUUACUAUUCUCACUGAUGAGGCUUGUGCAAAGCUUGUUAUUGAAUCCUCAUAUACACAUCGAGCCUUAUUUGCAUCAGAUGAUGCCAUCUGUGAUAACUUGCUUGGUUGCAAAGCGCCUGGGUGGCAAGGGCAUUGUAAAUCAUUGGGAACUCAGAGAUUUUACAGCUAGUCUUGUGGCAUUCAUCUGCAAAAGGUUUGGUCAUGUGUACCACAAUCUGCAAGGACGUGUUACGCGAACACUGCUGCACGCAUUUUUGGACCCCAAGAAAGCAUUGACCCAACACUAUGGUGCCAUUCGAGGGCUAGCUGCUCUUGGAUCACGUGUAGUACGCCUGGUAGUGUUGCCGAAUCUUGAGCUCUACCUUCGUUUGCUAGCUCCAGAGCUAAGUCCAGAGACCCAGCAGAACGAAAUGAAACGUUACGAGGCUUGGCGUGUCUAUGGGGCUCUACAGACGGCAUCGGGAGCAUGCAUGUACGAGAAGUUGAAGGCGCAAUCCUUCUUGUUGCCAUCUUCAUCUCGGGUUGCCUUGAAGUCCACAGCAAGGGUGGCUACAACUAACGCGAAGCAUCAGGAAACUGCGAUGGAUAUUUCACCAAGAAAAAGGAUAGGUGCGGCGGACUUGGAGCAGCCUCCUCAGAAAAGACCUCACUUAGACACCGACAAUUCGAUAGCAACCGAGGGAAGAAAUUUAGAUGGAGCCGAGAGCACUGUCCAAUUAGAGCCGAGGGAGGGAGGCAAAGCACCAAGGAUUGGAGAGGAGAAUGUGUUGGAGGACAGUGUUAGAAAACCUAGUAAAAAGGGAGGAAAAUCUAUAACUUUGUCAGAAGCAUGGAAGGAAGAUGGGGACGUAGGGCCAUUGUUGGCUUCUCUAGUUGAUCUGUUUGGAGAGGGGAUGCUUCCCUUCAUACCUUCAAAAGAAUUGUCGUCAUUUAUUUGAAUCUUUUCGUAAAAUGGUUUUUGCUACCGA
Physcomitrium patens is the source of this 2033-nucleotide messenger RNA. RefSeq names its product transcription initiation factor TFIID subunit 6. Gene Ontology annotation, molecular function: RNA polymerase II general transcription initiation factor activity; protein heterodimerization activity; transcription coactivator activity. Gene Ontology annotation, cellular component: SAGA complex; SLIK (SAGA-like) complex; transcription factor TFIID complex. The record is from RefSeq and is a predicted model, not a curated record. Gene Ontology annotation, biological process: transcription initiation at RNA polymerase II promoter; RNA polymerase II preinitiation complex assembly. Lineage: Eukaryota; Viridiplantae; Streptophyta; Bryopsida; Funariales; Funariaceae.